AUGGUAGCAGUUAUUGAAAAAACGAGACUGAAAACUAAUUUCUGUCUGAUGAACAAAGUGCUACAAAUAGACUCUACUUUGAUAGACACAAUAAAGCAAGAUAAUUUAUUUUCCAACAAGCUCCUUAGCGCGUUAACAAAAAAAAAAGGUAGCUCUAGUCCCAGCACGUGGAUUGUUUGCCUAAAAAAUGUGAAUCGACAAAUUAAAUAUCUGUGUAAAGGUUGCAACCUGUUUGACAUUAUCAAAGGGCUUCAAAAGGAAAUUAUUGAUCUUAAAUCCGAAAUCACUGAAAUAAAGAAAUCAACAAAAACGCAAGGUGAAUUAGCAAAUGAAACUGAUGAGGUUCAUUGUCAAGGUAAACGUAUUUUUACUGAUGAUCAAUUGCUGGAAGAGUUUGAGGAAAGAGGAGGAGGAGUGUUGAUAGCUGUCAACAAUAAAAUGAACGUAAAAAAUAUUAAUCUACCUAACUCUCCAAACAAUAUUGAAAUUAUCGUGAUAAAAGUGAUUAUAUAUGAUAAAAUACUGUCAGUUUUAGUUGUCUAUGUGCUUCCAGCUUCUUCCUGCGCAAAAUACAUGGAACUAUUUAAGUAUCUUGAGCAAAAUAUUGACUUUGAUCAUCCUGUAAUACUCGCAGGUGAUUUCAAUAUUACUGAACUUACUAAUUGUUUAUCGGGAGCAAAAUCAACUUGUUUUUAUAAUACUUAUGCUCACUUUAUAAAUUUAAAUAACAUCGCACAACAUAACAAUAUUCUGAAUGCCAAUGGUAGAAUUCUGGACUUAAUUAUUACUACAAAUCACAUCUCUGCAGAAAUAAGGAGGCACGAGGAACCACUAGUCAUUAAGGAUUUGCACCAUCCUUGCCUUGAUAUUAUCGUUCCUCUGAGUGAGACCAAUAAACCAAAUUUUGACCAGAAAGAUCAUUUUGUAUUCAACUUCCGUAAAGCUAAUCUACAAACCUUGUAUAUGGACUUAUUGAACAUAGACUGGACCUGUGUAUUGCAGUGCACUAAUGUUGAUAACGCUACAUAUCGCCUUUACCAACUUCUAAAUGAUGUGUUCUUACGGCAUAUACUACUACGUAAGUUAAGCUCAAAAAGUUACUAUCCGAUGUGGUAUUCUAAAACUGUCAUAGAUCUUAUUAAGAUGAAAAAAAGACACUGGAAUAAUUAUAGAAAAUCUGGACUACUAUACCAUUUACAUAAAUUUAAAGACCUUAGACGGAAAAUUAAACAUGCAUUGCGGCAAGAUUAUAUAAAUUUCAUUAAGAACUCUGAAAAUUCAAUGAAACAUGAUACUAAAAAAUUCUGGUCAAUGAUUAAUAUGAAGAAGAAAUGUAGUAGUAUACCAGGAAUUAUAAAUGAUGGAGAAAAGACGUUAACCUCGCCUCAAGAAAUAGUAGAUGCUUUCGCGCAACAGUUUGCUAGUGUUUGCAGUCGUGAUAACAUUGAUAAUUGCUGUGAUAUCAACUGUGAUACUGGUUCUGGGGCUUGCAAAUUCUGUGUGCGAGCAGAAUAUUAUGAAAUCUGUUAA
Messenger RNA from Zophobas morio, 1530 nucleotides. RefSeq lists its product as uncharacterized. The transcript has 4 exons. The record is from RefSeq and is a predicted model, not a curated record. Bases 1 to 1530 code for a protein of 509 amino acids. Gene Ontology annotation, cellular component: extracellular matrix. NCBI's taxonomy places the organism in Eukaryota, Metazoa, Arthropoda, Insecta, Coleoptera, Tenebrionidae. Gene Ontology annotation, biological process: cell adhesion involved in heart morphogenesis; larval heart development.